This is a messenger RNA of Arachis ipaensis, 705 nucleotides long. Lineage: Eukaryota; Viridiplantae; Streptophyta; Magnoliopsida; Fabales; Fabaceae. The record is from RefSeq and is a predicted model, not a curated record.
AUGGCCAUUUUACAGGAGCAGAAUGAAGUGAUUGCUCUGAAGAGGCAUCAGGUGAAACAAAAAGAAAAAGCUCGACGGAGCAGGCCAAAAUCGUGCAAGCAGGUGCCAUUCUGUUGUUUGGGAGAUUUUAAUGAAAUUUUGCAUCUGGAAGAAAGAAGAGGAGCGAGUAGCUUGUCUGCGUCUGCGGAAGAUUUUAGAGUAUGGAUAAAUGACAUGGAAUUGAUUGAUUUGGCACUGAAUGAUCGAAAGUAUACAUGGUUCAGAGGGCAGUCGUGUAGUCGUAUUGAUAGGUGCUUAGUUUCUUUGGGGUGGUUUGACGAAUACCCGGACUUGCGCCUUAGGGGAGGUCCUAGAGGCUUAUCAGAUCACUGCCCAUUGAUCAUGGAGGACAGCAGAAGAUUUGAUGGCCCAAGACCAUUCCGUAGCCUAGACUCCUGGUUCACACAUGAAGGAUUUUUGAGGAUGGUGAAGGAAGAAUGGAGGGAUUUGGGUGAUGCAAAUUUCUUAGAAAAGAUGAAAGCACUGUCAACACCUCUGCGUAGAUGGCACAAGCAUCAUUUUGGGAAUAUAGCUAAGAAAAUAAAGAGAUUUGAGGAAGAAAUACAGAAGGUGGAUGAUAUGAUCAGUAGUGGUCGGUAUGAGAGUACCAUGGAGGCAAGGAGGAGGGCGUUAGUGAGGUGUUGUGAAAAGUGGUAUGUGAGAUAG